This is a messenger RNA of Drosophila subpulchrella, 7012 nucleotides long. It is a transcript of the gene Nhe2, whose product is annotated as sodium/hydrogen exchanger 3. Gene Ontology annotation, biological process: regulation of pH; sodium ion transport; proton transmembrane transport. The transcript has 22 exons. Gene Ontology annotation, cellular component: membrane. Gene Ontology annotation, molecular function: sodium:proton antiporter activity. Bases 556 to 4857 code for a protein of 1433 amino acids. The record is from RefSeq and is a predicted model, not a curated record. Lineage: Eukaryota; Metazoa; Arthropoda; Insecta; Diptera; Drosophilidae.
UCUCGGCGCGCAGCAGUUUCUAUUUUUCCGGCUCGGUCGCUGAAAUUCGAUUUUCCCAUUUCCAAUGCCCAGCAAAACUGUAGUUUUUAUUCGAGAAUUAUUCGAAAACGUUGCGGGAAACUAUUCAAAUAUGUAAAUCGAAACGAGAGCAAGCCGUGAUUCUUCCUUAGUUUGUGAUGUCGUGUGUUUUUAUUGUGUGUGACGAAAAAAAGUGCGCCUGUUUUCGUCAAUAAAUAUUAACGCUCAAUUGUGCCAUUUGGCGGGCAUAAAUUAGAAAUCAUUAUUUAUUGCACACGUCUGCAGUGCGAAUCAAAACAAAAUCGAAAGAGGAGAGAGAGAGAGUGAUAGAAAAACAGAAGAGCAAAAGGAGAGAGUGCGAAAAAUAGUGGAAAAUGAAAUAACAGCUGCCGGCUGAUUUGUUACGGAAAAGGAAAACGAAGAAAGAGCAAGAAAAACUUAAAAAAUCUAAAAACAGAACAGCAACUGAGAAGGAAACUGGCUAAGUAGAAGGACAUUAUAGCAUGCCAGGAUCAGGAGAGUAAAAUCCAGAUCACAAUGAGCAACCGCACGGAGCAGGAUUACGACAGUGCCACUCCGGCGCUGCAGCAGCAGAUGAAUCUGGCCCGCAGAGCCUGCUGGAGGACCAAAUCCUCCCGCUCGGACUUGCCCCCCAAAAGUAUAGAGUUAGUUAAUCCCAAGAAUGCGAAUCAAAUCGAUGCUGAAGCAUCGCCACCGAGAGAUGAAACCAAAACAAGAACAGAACCGCAAACAGCAUUCGCAGCACGCAAAACAACCUGCACAUUCGCCGACUGGCGGGGGAUUCUCGGGAAAAGGAUGCUGCUCAUCUGCGGAUUCAUCCUAAUCCUUGGUAUCGCCCACGGGCGACCGAACACGAGUGCGGUGGGCGUGGCUUCGGCAAAGGAUGGCAAGGAUAUUGCGGAUGCGGUCACCCAGCUAAAUCUGCCCCAAAGCCCGCCCAUGGAUGCGGUGGAUGUGGGUCUGGAUCCAACGCCACCCGUGAGGUUGCCACGUGCCGAGCCACUCAGAUCCAGCGACCAGGAUGCGGAGGGCGGCGAAGGGCACAAGAUGGAGAGGUAUCCCCUCUCCAGUGUGGACUUUGCUCGGGUGAAAACGCCGUUCAUCAUCGGAAUCUGGAUUCUGUCCGCCAGUAUAGCGAAAAUUGGUUUCCAUAUGACGCCCAAACUGCAUCUAAUAUUUCCGGAGUCGUGCCUGCUGAUUGUCGUGGGCGUGGUCAUUGGGGUGGUGCUCUAUUUUUGCACCGAUGUGGCCGUCUCCCCGCUGACCCCGAACACCUUCUUCUUUUACAUGCUGCCCCCGAUUAUCCUGGACGCAGGCUACUUUAUGCCCAAUCGAUUGUUCUUCGACAACCUGGGCACCAUCCUCCUGAUGGCGGUGGUCGGAACCAUCUUCAACAUAGCCACCAUUGGUGGUUCGCUAUACGCCUGCGGAAAGAUGGGAAUUUACGGGGAAACCGAGACUCCGGGUCUGAUGGACGUAUUUCUGUUUGCCUCCCUAAUAUCCGCCGUGGAUCCGGUGGCUGUUUUGGCCGUAUUCGAGGAGAUACACGUCAACGAGAUCCUGUACAUUGUUGUCUUUGGCGAGUCCUUGCUGAACGAUGCCGUUACGGUUGUGAUGUACCACAUGAUGGAGUCCUACAAUGAGAUUGGCUUGGACAAAAUCAUCGCCCAGGACAUUGCCAGCGGUGUGGGUUCCUUCUUCGUGGUUGCACUGGGUGGCACUGCCAUAGGCAUCAUCUGGGGCUUUCUCACAGGUUUGGUAACCCGGUUCACGGAUCAUGUGCGAGUCAUAGAACCUAUUUUCAUAUUUGUGAUGGCUUACCUGGCCUAUUUGAAUGCGGAAAUCUUCCACAUGAGCGGCAUUUUAGCCAUUACGUUCUGUGGUAUAACGAUGAAAAACUAUGUGGAAUCGAAUAUUUCACAAAAGUCGCAUACGACUGUUAAAUAUGCCUUGAAGAUGCUGUCCAGUUCGGCGGAGACCAUUAUCUUUAUGUUCCUAGGCGUGGCCACUGUGAACAAUAUGCAUGUAUGGAAUACGUGCUUUGUCCUGCUGACCAUUACCUUCUGUUCGGUGUUUCGUGUUAUUGGUGUUAUUUUGCUUUCCGCCCUUGCCAAUCGCUUCCGUCUGCACAAAUUAUCCAGGGUGGAUCAGUUUGUGAUGUCCUACGGCGGAUUGCGUGGUGCUGUGGCCUUUGCCCUGGUACUGCUGGUCGAUGAGAAUGUGGUCAAACAGAAGAACAUGUUUGUCACCACCACGAUAGCUGUGAUUUACUUUACCGUCUUCCUGCAAGGCAUCACCAUCAAACCGCUGGUCAAGAUCCUCAAUGUGAAACGGGCCAACAAGCGCAAGCCAACCAUGAAUGAGCGUAUUCAUGAAAGGUUUAUGGAUCACUUGAUGGCUGGCAUUGAGGAUAUUGUGGGCAAGACAGGCAACUACAAUGUGCGUGAUAAAUUCAAGCGCUUCGACAAUCGCUUCAUUCGCCCGCUACUGAUCAGAGAUCUCAAGGGCGCUGAGCCAAAGAUCAUCGAGACGUACUCCAAACUGACAAUGCGCGAUGCCAUGGAGGUGAUGAGGCGGAAUCCAUCCACCAUCGGCCAGAUGACGGGCACCGAGUCAAUGAGCGCCCUGUUCCGGAACUAUACCAAUAACUAUAUUGGGGGCAGGUGGGCACCGCCAACCAUAUACACCACCUGUCCCAGUCUAACAAAUCUAGACAAUACCUGUUCGCGUAAUCUGGACAUGGCUGAGCUGGAUUAUAAUCCAUCCAAGAAGGAUCUGACUGAUGCCAGGAUCCAUCAUCUGUUGGCCGAAGAACUGAAGCCUUAUAGAAGGGCCUCAAUACAAAUGCACCGUCGUCUUAGUUAUAGCCGACACGCAGUAGAUGACAGAGAUUUGUCCACCCAGGUCAAUUACAAAAUGCAAAUGAAUUUUAGGCGAAUGUUCAAUGAUCGCAAACAUCACAAACGCAGCAAACGCGGGGCCAGCAAUAAGGAGGCCAAGGAGAACGUUAAGCAGAAUCAUGUCUCGUUCCAUGAUUUCCAACAGAAUGGCACCACCAAGCAGCUCACCAAUGGUACGGAAUCGAGUUCAAACCAUUCACGAAAAAAAUCUUACAGAAAAAGACAUACUCACAAUUCACUUAACAAAUAUCGUAGAUUAGAAAUAGCCGAGGAGUGCCAACAGAAUCCCAACGAGAUCAAUGUUGUUGGCCCCAGCGACGAUUGGGAUGAUGGCCUGACCUUUACAGCCAAAUCAUCACCUGACUCGGAUCGCGCCAAUAACAAUUCCCUGAUAGCCCACAUCCAAAACCUGCCGGGUUUCGAUGCAUCCAAGGCGCGUAUCGUCGUCCAGCAUUAUGCACCGAAGGUCGACGAUGGUGCGGAAACAGAUCUAGAGUCGCCGGAUCAGGCCAUUGGGCCCACGGCCGCCGAAUUAAUAUUGCCGUGGCGGCGGGAUCGUUCAUACCAGAGCAUUGUGGCCGAGAAUCCCAUUCCCGAGGAGGAUCGCAAUCUGUCCCGCGAAUCCGAUGGGGAGAGGCGUGUGGCCACGCCCACCGCCACGGAAUCCCAGCUGCCGUGGAAAAGACAAGGUGACGAAUGCACGGAUGCAGUGCAGCAGAACGAGUUCCCCGCCUGGGCUUCAAACAAGGAGUACUUGGCCUACAAUUCCCCCAGUGCAACAUUCCUAGGUGGUAUAAACAAGCCUAAACAGCCCAAGUCCGUCAUAGGUCUUUUCCGGCGUGAGAGUUCCAGUUCGAAGGGCGGAAGCGUUGGCAUCGGCAGCUCGGGAGCCGUGGACACAGCCGCCAGUGGGUCGGAUGCGAUGGUCGUGCCCAUGUCCAAUCAACCGGCCAAUGUUCCAUCAACGUCCAUGCACAAUCCGCGGCUGGACAAGCGCUCCCAGUCGAUAUCCUCCGGUUCGCUGGGUGCCGGUCCACAUCAGCUGGGACCGGAUGGUCACUCCGGACCAUUUCCGGUCACGGCCAGUCACCGGCGGAAUGUGCGCAGGGGCUCCAUGCUGGAGCUGAGCGGACUCAUUACAACUGGACGAAGGCCCAGUAGAAUUUUACAAUUUAGUCCGGGAGCAACUAAUUUACUAGAGUCAGCCAAGAUCACAACUCCUUCUCCUCCACCUCCUACUACUUCAACAAUAACAACAACAACUACAGUAAAACCAACAACAACCACAUCAACCACCAAGAACAACAACAACACCACCACCACCAACAAUUCAACAGAAACAACAUCAGCAAGCGCGAGUUAUUCGACGCCAACCACCCCAAGAUCAGAGGAUAGCGCCACAUAUACAUACUAUCCAAAAGACACAAUACCCGAGGAGUCGUCGUACCAGCAUGGACACUCCAAGUCCUUGUGCGAGCCGGCGGAUUCGGAUGACUGGGAGGGAGCAGCCCUGUCCGCCGUCGGCGGAGCCAACAGCGAGCGAAUGAUGCGAUUAAGCGGCAGGGAACCGCUUCUGCCACGCCCCUCCAACACGCCUCGUGCCCAAAUCCGUCGCAUGAACGCGGGGGCGGUGGGCGGGGCAGCGGUCACCCAAGCGGGCCGGAGAAAUCAGGUGACCAAGGCUCUGUUGGACUACGAAGAUUCCGAUUCGGAUUCCGAGGAGAACGAUGACGAUGAGGAUGAGGACUUUGAUUCGUACGAUGACGAGAACAUCGUGGUCACCACCUUUACGACCCCAGCCACGGGCAGGAGAUCGGGUUCCAGUCCAGGAUCGGGAUCGGAUGCCAAUACCGCCACCACCACAACCACCACGACAAGCAUUCGGCUGACCCGCAACAACGACGAGAGCAUCAUUUGAGUAUCGAGCACGGAUGGCGAUGUGGAGGAGGAACUGGAUGAUGACGAUAAGGAGGAUGUGCCAUCCAUCUCAGUACCACCAUCCCGUAUUCCAAAAAGUUCACGGCGACGCCUAUUCCCAUACGAGAUGUUCUACUAACUAACUCCGGAACACACCCCACACACAUUUAUAUGACCUAGUUUGUAAGCCUAAAGUUGACAAAGAGUUGCUAAAUAGUUUCCCCAAAAGAAAUGGUUUAAAACAAAAAGCUUUAUAAUUAUAUUACCAAACCACAAGAAUCGGAAAAAAGCUAAGGAAAGGAAAUAGCGAAAAAAAAAUUGUAUAUAACACCAGAUUUGAACCAAAAAAAAAUGAUUUCUUCUUCGUCUUUUAAGUCGCUUCUUAAGAUUUGUAACUUCCAGUUUGUGUUUAGUGUUUAAUCCCGAUCAAUUGUUAUUAUGUACCACAAACGUAUAUAUCGAAAAACCGAUUUAGUGAUUUCAGCAGAUGUGUUCCAAAAUAGCAAGCAAGCAAAUUAAUUGUUUAAUAACUAACAAAGCGUAGCCAAAGUUCUUAUUAAGCCUAUAACAAACGUUGAUUUCUUUGUUUAUAAUUUAGACAAAAUGUACCAAAUUGAGAUCACAUUGCGAUAAUGUGUUGCUAACCGUACUUAAGCGCGUACUUAGUUCGAUAACAUAGUGAAAUCGCAGAGUUUAGUUCAAUUUUAGCCUUAGUUAAUAAAUUAAUGAGUUUAAAGUAAUUAAUUUCUGUAUAGCCGCAGAGUCAGAACUAAGAAUAAAACAGCAAAGUUUUACUCAGCUGAAACUGUAAGUUAGAUAAUUCCAAAAUUCAUUAGCCUAUUGGAAGUAACCUUUUAAUGCAUUUUAAAACUAUACAACUAUAGAAAUUUUAAGAAAUUCCAAGUCUGUUGAAUAGUCAAUUUUAGUUUUGAUAACAUCAGAUUCGUAUUACAAGAGAUCAUAAAUUUUUAGAUUCUCUGUAGUACCUCUAUAUGCUGACCUUUUAUUUAACAGAAAACCAAGCUACAGAGGCAGCUGAGUAAAACUGUGGCUGACCCUAACUAUAAAAUAUACACAAAUGAAGUAACUAAUAGUGGACAGGUAAAUGGACAGAGUUAUGUAAUUUAUAAAUUAUUUUUGUAAACAUUUACGAACGAUAAAGAUGAAAACCUAAUGGUGGAAAUGUUCGAACGAGCGAGAGAUUUGCGAACGAUUAUGUGUGGAAUGAGUGCAUGACUAGGAUUGAGCUAACCAAGCAUAAAAAAAUAGUUUAACAUGCUCAAAAUCAAGUAAAAUAAACUAGAGAUAGUUGAAUAAAAAUAAAUUCACUAUGCUGACGUAGAUUUGAAAAAAAUGCAUUAGAAGAAUAAACUCUAAUUACCAGACCAGACCCAAGGAGAAGCACGGAGCCAACUGAGGAUACAGUAGCCAAUAUCCAGAAUGAUGGGAUAAUAUUCUGGAACCUACCUACCUAAAAAUAUUUGCGGGGACUGCUAACGGUAAAUCGUGGAAAUGGAACACAUACCUACCAACUACGAGUAAUACAAAAUAAAUAUAUAUAUUUUCUAACUGAUGUGCAACGCGACCCCUAGUACCAAACUUUAGUUUAACCAUCUAAGACCUAAGUAGUUUGUAUUCGCAUUAUGUUCUAUCCAAGAAAUUGCCUUCUGAAUAUGCACACCAGAUCAGAUAGAAUUGGUUAUCAUAGUUUGUUUCACAUUUUUAUUUCGAUCAGAAAGACAAUAAACGGCUACAAGAGACGCGAGAUCUUGGAAAUUGUCAUUUCAAUAAAACUUUAAUGGAAAAAAACAUAAAAAAUCAGAGCUGUGUUAUAUUGUGAGCAGGUUUUCUAUAUAAACUUGAAUUAUUCCACCAAAAUGUCUGUAAUUACACAUGGAUUGUGGGAUAAACAAUUUAUAUAUUGGACGCUGACUCAUAAAUUACUUGCUUAAGAAAACUAACCUUGAAUUCAAUUGAUGACUUAAUGGAGAAAAUGUUUGCAGUUUUCAUACCGUAGGCCUUAAGUUGUGCAUACUUCAAAAUUAAUAAAAAUAUUGAUAGCGCAAAAUAACAAAAAUUUCAACAAAAAAAAAAACACGAUGCAAACCCGAAAGUAAGAAUUGUAAAUUGUUAAACUGAUUUUAAAUAUUAUAUAA